AUGAUCGACGAGGUCUGGGAGGUCUCCUUUAGCGAGAGAAAGCGUAUUGCAAGUGUUCUCUCCUUUCUUCGACGGUGUGAAUGUCCCUACAUUGGCCGUCCUGUUGUGCGUAUGUACGGUGAGGGAAAUUUACAGAAAGAUAUGAAGGAAGAAGCUUGGGCAUCGCCUCUUCUUAUUCUUCUCUCAUAUCCAUUAUCGGAGCGUCAUAUCACACUGCACCGAUUUCUUCAGACGGAGGAAGGCCGUCGCCGCGAGGUGAAGCUGUCCUUGGCGUACCAACUUGUCCAAGCUGUUUCUUUUCUUCAUGCCUGUGGAGUGAGCCAUCAGUUUCUUUCCUCUGACGUGGUGUUGGUGGAGGUGGAACCAGAGCCGACCAUUCGUGUUAUACACUUUUGCGGCAGCACAACUUCAUCUGACUGUAGUGGCUCUUACAUCUGCGUGCGGAAUUACAGACCACCAGAGGUGGUUCUACAGCUCAGCGGCAUAAGUCGAAGGCGGUGGACUGCUGGGCGUUGGGUUGUCUACUGUUUGAGAUAUACACCGGCUCCGCCGCCUUCUCACUGGAAGAGUCGGCCGGCAACUUUCGGCCGCAGCUUGUCAGGAAACAAUUAG
Molecule: messenger RNA, 612 nt
Organism: Trypanosoma cruzi
Lineage: Eukaryota; Euglenozoa; Kinetoplastea; Trypanosomatida; Trypanosomatidae
Exons: 1
Coding region: 1-612 (203 amino acids)
Biological process (GO): protein phosphorylation
Molecular function (GO): ATP binding; protein kinase activity
Source: RefSeq, a predicted model, not a curated record